UAUGCCGAUAUAUUUGGUGAAUUUGAGUAAAUUAUUUUAGAUGUAAAGAUAGGGUAGAUUUAUUUAUAAUCUUUUAAGAAAUGAGUAUCAAAUUGUUAUCACUUUGGAUUAACUAGUUGAAUUAUAAAUCUGGAAAGGUAAACCGAAUAUUUUCUUUGGAACUCCCUUUUCUACUCAAUUUUGACAUACCAAAAAUGGGAGAUCAGUUAACAAAACUAGCUCCAUACAGAAACCUGAAACUCCAGAUCGAGGACCAGUUUCAAACUGUAACGGCGAUGUCCUGGCACCAAUUGUGCAAUCACAUCAACAUCCUCAAGACCGCAAAGACGCAGUGCAUCCAAAGUGGAGUCGCCGUUGUCUGCCACUUUGCGGGAUUGACCAAGCGCAUUCAACGGGCCCGUCUCGACAUGGACACCCACGACGCGGAUGCCAACUGCGAUGGUCCCGAUCUGGAUUUCGUGUACUCCGACGUGGAUGGCUACCAGAACGAGAUUGCCGAGCUCUACAGCUACACGGAGUUCAGUGAGUUCCAGAUGAAUGUGAAGGCCUUCGAGGAUCAGAUGGAGCUUUAUGAUCUGCCGCCCAACUGGCAAAAACAGGACUCGGCCUCGCAGCGCGGAAUAGUGAUGAAGCUGGUGGACCAACUGGAGGUCUCCGAUCGAACCUUUCGCAUGCAGGCCGCCCGUUGCAUCCUGUACCUGGCCCAGGGAUGCUGGGCUGAGGUUCAGUCGGACGAGGAGCAGCACCAGAUCACCAGGGAUAAUGUCUUGGUGCUUCACCAACUCGGCGUCUUUGCCUCCUUCAUCGACCUGCUCAACAUGGAGAUCGAGAGCGCCUGUUCCCCGGACAUCGUGGCGGUUAAGAUCACCAAUGUUACCCUAGUAGACUCCACGGACAUCCGGGUCAUCCUGUCCGUGCUGUACAUCAUAACAGAGACCGUUCGGGAUGAGCGGGAUCGCGGCAGCGAGGACUACAAGGAACUGGCCGAGUCUUUUGUCCAGGAAAUCAAUUCCCCACUGCCAGAUGGCGAACUCCUGGCCGUUAAGCUGCUGGGCAUGAUCACAAGGUUUUGCAGCGGCGCAGCCCCGCAGUUUCCCAUGAAGAAGGUGGUUCUACUGCUCUGGAAGGUCUCACUUCUGGGACUUGGGGGUAUGGAUGUGCUCAAGAAUCUCAAGAACGAGUACCGGCAGAAGGUAGGUCUGGAACCCAUCACAGAGGACACACUGGAGGUAACCAAGUGCAUGAGGGCCAGUUCACCACCCGCCACGGCCACUGAUAUACUUGAGAAUCAGUAUCCCAAAAGGAACUUCAAACGCUCCCUGAUGAAGCAGCGCUUCCUGGACGAACCGGAGCAGAUCGACAUGGAGAUGAGCGGCAAUGAGGGCCAGGGCAAUGCCAACAAUGGCGGUGGCAAUGGCGGAAAUGGAGAGGAGGAGCUCUCCCAGUACUACCGGCCGUAUGACGAUCCCUCUUCAUCCGCCUCCACCACCUCGACGGCCAAUCCCAACAACCAGCCCAGCCUGACACAGCCCCCCGCUGCUGUGCCUCCAGUGCAGAUCACGGCCCGCCUGCCCUGGACGCCCAAGGUGCGGCAGAAGGACAUCGAUCAGUUCCUGGACAUUUCAAGAAACAAGUUCAUUGGGUAUUCACUGAUUGGGGACCAUAAAAGUCUGGCUGGACUGCCGCAACCCAUUCACGAAGGCUUCAAGACGCUGCAACGACACAUGUACAUGAGUCUAGCGGAUGUGCAGAUCAAGAAGGAGGAGGAUAUUGCCAGGAAUCCCAUAUCCACGCACGAGGACGAGAUUAAGCUGACGCCGGCGGAAGUUCUGUACCAGGCCAUACUGCCCAACCUGCCGCAGUACAUGAUCGCCCUGCUGAAGGUCCUGCUAGCGGCCUCGCCCACUUCCAAGUCCAAGACGGAGAGCAUCAACAUAUUGGCCGAUGUGCUACCCAAGAAGUCGCCCCUGACCCCCACGCAAACCACUAAGCUCAACGUCGACACGGGACGGCACAGGGAGAUCAUUGUAAAGGCCGUCUCGGCCAUCAUCCUGCUCUACUUGAAGCACUUCAAGAUUAACCAUGUCUACCAGUUCGAGUUCAUGUCCCAGCACCUGGUCUUUGCCAACUGCAUCCCGUUGGUGCUGAAGUUCUUCAACCAGACAAUCACGGAGUACGUGAACACCAAGAACUCCAUUCCUCUGCUCGAUUUCCCGUCUUGUGUGAUUGGCGAACAGCCGGAUUUGAGUGGGGACAGCUUUGUGUACGGUGGAGAGAUGUCGGAUAAGCCGUACUCCUGGCGCAACGUGUUCUCCUGCAUCAACCUGCUGCGCAUUCUCAACAAACUGAUUAAGUGGAAGCACUCGCGAGUAAUGAUGCUGGUGGUCUUUAAGUCGGCACCGAUUUUGAAGAAGACCUUAAAAGUACGCCAUGCCAUGAUGCAACUGUAUGUGCUGAAGCUGCUCAAGAUGCAGACCAAGUACUUGGGCCGCCAGUGGCGCAAGUCUAACAUGAAGACCAUGAGUGCAAUUUACGCCAAGGUGCGGCAUCGCUUAAACGACGACUGGGCCUUUGGCAACGACCUGGAGUCGCGGCCUUGGGACUUCCAGGCGGAGGAGUGCACGCUGCGGGCCUGCGUGGAUCGGUUCAACCUUCGGCGCUAUCCGGAGGCCACCCAGAAGUGUGGUAACAACGGCACGGCUGCUCAGAAUGCAGAGAACGCCCAGCAAUCCAACAUGAUGGCGGGCAACAAUGGAUGUGGCAAUAACGGGGAGGCCAACGGCUAUGGAAACAACGGGGGCGGCGGCAAUGGCGGUCACAAUCAGCAGCAGCAGCAGCUCAACGAUUAUGGUGUAGAGGGUGGCUUUCCCAGCGACGAGAUCCUCACGCACUCCGAUUUUGCCUUCUUUGGCCACUCGGGCUGGUGGGACCGCAAGGUAGAGCUGACGGACUACUUCAAGGCCAACUACGCGGUGUGGCUGGAGGAGGAGGUCUACAACAGUCAGACCGACUGGGACGCCCUCUAGGAAGAGCAGCCAUGGCUGCUCUGCAAGCCUUAAUGCAGCCUCCUGAGGAUCAUCAUACGCAUCAUAUAAGCAAAAAGUUAUUACCUUAAUUGUAAGCAUAAAGAAGUACAUUGAUAUAAUCCAUGUAGCCAGACCACGAUUGGAACACCAACUACUCACUGAAUUGGCAAUAAAUUGGCAAGCCAAGGGACUCCGCUCCGCUCCACUUCACUAACUAGAAUACGCGAAAUACCCCAUAGCGAUGACAAGCCUGUAUAUUUACCGAUUAUUGAUUGUAUUUUAUAAUUUAUAUAUUUAUUAUUUGUCCUGUUCCACAAGCCCCUUUCAUCCGGAUUGCGGCAGUUGGCUUCUGUAGCGGAGAAUAAACAAAUUAACUAGUUCGAAAA
Molecule: messenger RNA, 3412 nt
Organism: Drosophila rhopaloa
Lineage: Eukaryota; Metazoa; Arthropoda; Insecta; Diptera; Drosophilidae
Gene: Strip
Product: striatin-interacting protein 1 homolog
Exons: 4
Coding region: 195-3026 (943 amino acids)
Biological process (GO): cytoskeleton organization
Cellular component (GO): cytosol
Source: RefSeq, a predicted model, not a curated record